AUGCGACCAUUUUCCUUUUUCGGCGCGUUGCUGCUAGGCCGUGACACUGUUACAGCCGCCGGCAAUCCGCAAGUAGUCGACACCAAGAAUAAUGUUACGUAUCGAGGGUUCAAUCGAAAUGGUGUCGAGGCGUUCCUGAAUAUCCCGUACGGACAAGACACGAGCGGCCCGAACCGAUUCAAGCCCCCGCGAGCCUUCGUGCCAGAGUCAGGUAGCAUAAUCGACGCUGUAUCUUAUGGCCCCGCGUGUCCCCAACCCCUGGGAAAUGACAUCCUCCCGCUAGGAUUUACUAACACGACCGAGAUAUCGGAAGACUGCCUGAACUUAAAUGUGAUCCGACCUAAGUGCCUGCGCGCCGGGGACCGGCUUCCGGUUCUAGUCUGGAUUUAUGGCGGCGGCUUUUGGUCGGGCCAGAACCGGGAGAUCACUACUGCGCCCGAUGGCAUGAUCCUUGAGUCCGUCGCAAACGGACUUCCCAUCAUUCACGUAGCGAUGAACUAUCGUCUCGGGGUCUUUGGAUUCGCACAAUCCAAUGCUCUUGAGGCCGAGGGUUCCGAGAACGCCGGGUUGAGAGACCAGCGGCUCGCUAUUGAGUGGGUUCGCGAUAAUAUCGAGUACUUCGGCGGCGAUCCUGAGAAGAUCACCAUCCAUGGGCAAUCAUCUGGAGGCCUCGCUGUCGGCAUGCAGAUUAUGGCUUAUGGUGGAAGCAAGCCAGCUCCGUUCCAGCAGGGAAUAUGCGAAAGCCAAGCCCUAGAGCCGGGCAUCACAGCAAAUUUCACUAUCGAUGCCUUACAGCUCGUCGUGGAUUAUGUUAGUUGCAACACGAGUGCUCUACAUUCGCCAGAGACGGUAGCGUGUUUACGGGAUCUAGACAUGGAUACUCUCUUGAAUGCAUCAGCGGCGACGCUCCAAUCCGACAUCGCCCACAAUAUCGGCGACGUCUGGUUACCAGUCGUCGAUGGCGAUUUUCUUCCCGCUCCACCGUCCCAACUUAUAGCCGAAGGGAGAUUCGCCAACGUAACGGUCAUGAUGGGCUGGUGCGAGAACGAUCUAACCAUAUUUACAGACACCGGCAUCUCCACCCCGCAGGACACUCGCAGUUUUAUCCAGACAUAUAUCUCUUCCGUGAGCGACGCCAAUAUUGACGAGCUACUUUCAUUAUAUCCAUCUUCCGAAUUCGCCGCCGAUCCGACAGCUAACCUGUCAAGUGAAUUCUACCGUACAGCGCGCAUCUUUCGGGAUAUCCUAAUGGUAUGCGAGCCGGUAUACUAUGGAGCCGCGCUCGCGGCCAAGGGCAAUAGCGUCUAUCUGUACGACUGGAAUCAGACGAUCCUAGAUCCCAUCUUAGAAUACGCAUAUGGUGUGUCGGGGUUAGGCCCCAUCCACACGUCCGAGUUCGCAUACAUUUUCGGGAACAUAUCACACUACAACGUCUCUAACUACCCGUUCAAUCCCACCCCCGAAGAUUAUAGCCUUGUGAGCCGUGGCUCGCGGUCAUGGUCGACAUUCACGAGCCGCGGAGUCCCAGGCCUUAAGGGCCACGACACGUUCGAAGGAUUCGCGCCCUCUUUUCCUGUGGGUGGCCAAGGCGAUGCCGAUGGGACGUUCUCGGUAUUCGUUGCGGGAGGGCCAAGCGAGGGUUUCUCGGCCACUGACGGUCCUGGAUCCAGACCCGAAAUAGCCGCACAGAAGCUAAAGGAGAGAUGCGCUUUUAUCAACUCGGAAGAGAUCAUCAAUAAGCUUUACUAUUGA
This is a messenger RNA of Daldinia loculata, 1752 nucleotides long. RefSeq names its product alpha/beta-hydrolase. Gene Ontology annotation, molecular function: carboxylic ester hydrolase activity. The record is from RefSeq and is a predicted model, not a curated record. Lineage: Eukaryota; Fungi; Ascomycota; Sordariomycetes; Xylariales; Hypoxylaceae. The transcript is spliced from 3 exons. Bases 1 to 1752 code for a protein of 583 amino acids.